Messenger RNA from Salvia splendens (bonfire salvia), 2502 nucleotides. Its product is annotated as cation/H(+) antiporter 24. The transcript has 3 exons. Gene Ontology annotation, cellular component: endomembrane system; membrane. The record is from RefSeq and is a predicted model, not a curated record. NCBI's taxonomy places the organism in Eukaryota, Viridiplantae, Streptophyta, Magnoliopsida, Lamiales, Lamiaceae. Gene Ontology annotation, molecular function: antiporter activity. The coding region runs from base 109 to 2484 and encodes 791 amino acids. Gene Ontology annotation, biological process: regulation of pH; proton transmembrane transport.
ACCGUUAAAUUAGUUUCCUCGUCGUCCGUCAAUGCAUGGAAGUAAGACAAGAACCCUUCUCUACUGUAAAGCAAUGGAAUAAUUCUAGAAAAACCAGAAACCUUCAAAAUGUCAGCAGCGACUCCUUACAUAUGUCGGCAGAGACCAACCGAAAAUCUAUUAGGCGUUUUCUUUGGCCAAAAUCCAUUGAAUUCCUCUUUCGCCCUAUUUAUGUUGGAGCUAUCGCUUAUCAUUAUCAUUUCUCACGUCGUCCGCCUCCUCCUCAAGCCAUUUGGGCAGCCUAGAAUCAUUCCGGAGAUCAUUGGCGGAAUUAUAAUGGGGCCAUCCGUGUUAUGCCGAAAUGAGAAGUUUCGAACGUAUAUGUUCCCUGAUAAUGCGUUUUAUGUGAUCCAGAAUAUGGGAGUAAUGGGGUUCAUGCUUUAUCUCUUCAUAUCUGGGGUGAAAAUGGAUAUAUCUGUAGUAAAAAAAACGGAUAAAAAGCAUUGGUACAUUGCCCUAUUUGGGGUGAUGGUGCCACUUUGUUUUGGCAUAGUUGUUGCAUAUUAUUGGAGGAAGUCUAUGGCUCCAGAGAUUGUGCAAGCUUCUUCGAUUUGGGGGGUGACCUCGUCGCUUGCAAUGACGGCCUUUCCUGUUCUUUACCCGAUCAUGAAGGAGCUCAACUUACUCAGCUCUGAAAUGGGGAGGGUGGCCCUAUCCAUUGCAUUGAUUAGUGAUGUGAUAGGCAUGAACGGUGUAGUUAUAUUCGAGGCCACCAAGCAAGGAGAAAGGCGGCCUAUGGCUGCUGUAUGGUACCUUGUCUCGUUGAUUGUGGUUCUAGCAUCUCUAUUUUGUGGUCUGAGACGGCUCCUGCAGUGGAUUAUCCGGACAACCCCUGCAGGGAAGCCAGUGGAUCAGGCUUAUGUGGUUGCCUUAUUGUUGGGGGUUUUUGCCAUUGGUUUUGUUGCUGACGCGUUGGGGCUUGCUAUUGCCAACGGGCCGUUGUGGCUUGGCUUGGCUGUGCCAGAUGGUCCUCCGUUAGGAACCAUUCUGGUGGAGAAAAGUGAGACCAUAUUGGCCAACGUUUUCAUGCCAUUUUCGUACAUGUAUGUAGGCUUGUUAACGGAUCUGUCAUCCAUGAGCGGCCACUGGAAUUACCUGCGGCCGCUGCUUUAUGUGGUCUUGACUGGAUACGUCAUGAAAAUGAUUUCCACCUUCGUUAUUGCCCGUUUGUUAGACAUGACCACCAGAGAUAGCCUCACCGUGAGCCUUAUAAUGAGCUUGAGGGGUGAAGUGGAGUUUUUGUUGUUCAUCCAUUGGAUGGAUUUUAAGAUGGUGAAAAUACCAGAGUUCUCAAUGCUGGUCAUAUUGACAAUAUCAGUGACUACUUUAGUUGCGCCGUUGAUCAGGAUACUACAUGAUCCUACGAGGCCAUAUAUGUUGAACACGAGACGCACAAUACAACACACUGCGCUUGACAAUGAGCUUCGUAUUAUAACGUGUAUUGAAGAUGAACAGAGUCUGUACGGAGUGAUGGAAUUACUCGAUCUCUUUAAUCCAACGGCUAGCAAUCCUAUUGCUGUCCAUGCUUUACGCCUAAUUGAACUUGUUGGUCGUGCCAACCCAGUGUUCAUUGACCAUGAAAGGGAAGAAGAGAAAAAUGGAGACGAAGGAUCCAGAUUCAGUUCGAUACAUAAUGCUCUGAAGAUUUUUGGUGAGGCUAGAGGUGACUACGUAAAGAUAUAUUCUUACACAGCGAUCGCCCCUAAGAGAUGCAUGCAUCAAGACGUCUGUGAGCUAGCUCUUUCUAAGCAAACUUGUUUGAUCAUUAUACCGAUUCCCCAGGUGAUAAUGGAUCACAUGAAAGGGUCGCCGACUAAGAAAUCAGCCUCUCAAUCCCUAAGUGCUAUUGUGCUGAAUCAGGCCCCUUGCUCUGUCGGAGUUCUAGUGAGCAAGAAGGAGUACAGAAAUGUAGUUCCUGGUGUUACGAGUAGCUCAAUGUAUCACUAUAUCCUUCUAUUCUUGGGCGGAGCAGAUUCUAGAGAGGCGCUUUCUUAUGCAGACCGUGUUGCUAGAUGUCCGGAUACAUCACUCACUGUUGUCAGGUUUCUUGCAUAUGAAAAUGAGGGAGACAUCGCUAUGGAGAAGAAGCUUGAUGAUCAAUUGGUGACGUCUUUUUGGGUGAAAAACGAAGCUAAAGAGCAUGUAACCUAUCGGGAGGCUGUAGUGAAGAACGGGGAGGAAACUAUGGCUGUUAUUAAUGCAAUGAACGAUAAGUGCUAUGAUCUUUGGAUCGUGGGAAGAAACCACUUAAAUCCUAUUCUCCUUCAAGGACUAUCGAGUUGGGCCGAGAUCAGUGAGCUAGGAGUUGUAGGAGAGUACAUUGCCUCCUCGGAUUUUAGCAGUAACGGUUCGGUUUUGGUGGUGCAACAGCAAAUGUUAAUGGGGCACAGAAAGAAUUCAGAAAGUCUAUUUGGAAGAUUCUUGUUGGAUGAAAAUUGGAAGUAGCUAGUCCAUAUAUAACCC